Fusarium mangiferae is the source of this 243-nucleotide messenger RNA. RefSeq lists its product as uncharacterized. The transcript has a single exon. The record is from RefSeq and is a predicted model, not a curated record. Bases 1 to 243 code for a protein of 80 amino acids. Gene Ontology annotation, biological process: anaphase-promoting complex-dependent catabolic process. Lineage: Eukaryota; Fungi; Ascomycota; Sordariomycetes; Hypocreales; Nectriaceae. Gene Ontology annotation, cellular component: anaphase-promoting complex.
AUGCUCAGACGACCUGCAACAACUCUACACAUUACUUCAGAGGACGUCGCUUCUUACGAGGACCGUCGUGCGCGUGAAGCCCUCGUCGCAGCACAGCAAGCACGAAGAGCCGCUGCUGUGGCGGCUGCUCAGCAGAGUCAGGCUGAUAUGGAGGGCGUCCAUCAGGCGCUGCAGGAGAGGGAGAGGGAUGAUGAUGUCAGGAGGGUCAGGGAGGAGAGAAUCGGUGUUUCGAGGAGGAGAUGA